Quercus robur (English oak) is the source of this 480-nucleotide messenger RNA. RefSeq lists its product as uncharacterized. NCBI's taxonomy places the organism in Eukaryota, Viridiplantae, Streptophyta, Magnoliopsida, Fagales, Fagaceae. The transcript has a single exon. The record is from RefSeq and is a predicted model, not a curated record. The coding region runs from base 1 to 480 and encodes 159 amino acids.
AUGCGAGAAGGAGAAACACUAAAGGCCUAUUCAGACAGGUACUGGGAAAUGUAUAAUGAGAUGGAGGGAAAUUAUGAUGACGUCGCCAUUAGUACAUUCAAGAGGGGCCUGUCGACAGAGCAUGGCUUAAGGAAGUCCCUGACUGGGAAGCCGGUCACUAGUGUGCGCCAACUCAUGGACAAAAUCGACAAGUACAAAAGGGUCGAGGAAGACCAGCAGACGGGAAAGGGCAAAGCGAAGGUUGUCCCUCAGGAAAGGAGGGACUUCAGGUCGGACCGUAUUAUCAAUAGUAACAGGCCGAGAAGAGAUUACUCGGAACAGUCUGGAUCCAUUGGGGCGCAGGCAGUCCAUGCUGUGUUCCAAGAACCAUUACACAAGAUCCUAGAGAAGGUAAAGCACGAACUGUUCUUUCAAUGGCCAGGCAGGAUGGCAAGUGACCCCUCGAAACGUAACCAGAAUCUGUAUUGCGCGUACCACUGA